Molecule: messenger RNA, 504 nt
Organism: Cyphellophora attinorum
Lineage: Eukaryota; Fungi; Ascomycota; Eurotiomycetes; Chaetothyriales; Cyphellophoraceae
Product: Cytochrome c oxidase subunit 6, mitochondrial
Exons: 4
Coding region: 1-504 (167 amino acids)
Biological process (GO): mitochondrial electron transport, cytochrome c to oxygen
Cellular component (GO): mitochondrial inner membrane
Source: RefSeq, a predicted model, not a curated record
AUGGCGUUCCACGCUGUCAUCCGCCUGGCAGCUAGACAGUCAUCCGCAUCCGCCCUCCGAUCCGCAGCUCGGCCGGUCUCGAGAGCUUCCUCCCUAGCUACCACAAAGACAAUUGCUCAGAAAUCAGCAUUCAGUUCUUGCGCAGUAAGGAGAAGCGGCAGCGGUCACGAGGAGGAGACAUUCGAAGAGUUCUCUGCCAGAUACGAGAAGGAGUUCGAUGGAGUGAAUGAUGUCUUUGAGCUUCAGCGAAACCUGAACAAUGCGUUUGCAUACGAUCUGGUCCCAUCGCCCGGUGUUGUUACAGCUGCACUAAAGGCUGCCCGUCGUGUAAACGACUUCCCCACAGCAGUAAGGAUAUUUGAAGGCAUCAAAGCGAAGGUCGAGAAUACACACCAAUACCAGGAGUAUCUGGAUGAACUUAAGCCAUUACGGGAGGAACUCGGCAUCAACUUGAAGGAGGACCUAUAUCCGGGAGAUACAGAUUCGCCAUACGCCAAUCAGUAA